AUGUCAGACUUCAAAAUCAAAACUGGGUUAGCCCAAAUGUUAAAGGGUGGGGUUAUAAUGGAUGUCGUUACUGCUGAACAAGCCAUUAUAGCUGAAAGAGCUGGAGCUUGUGCUGUAAUGGCAUUAGAAAAGAUUCCUGCUGAUAUGAGAGCUUCUGGUAAUGUUUGUAGAAUGUCAGAUCCAAAAAUGAUUAAAGAAAUCAUGGCAGCUGUUUCAAUCCCAGUUAUGGCAAAAGUUAGAAUUGGUCAUACUGUUGAAGCUCAAAUUUUAGAAGCUUUAGAAAUUGAUUAUAUUGAUGAAAGUGAAGUGUUAACUCCUGCUGAUUGGUCUGAUCAUAUUACCAAAACUGAUUUCAAAGUCCCAUUUGUAUGUGGUGCUAAAGAUUUAGGUGAAGCCUUAAGAAGAAUUCAUGAAGGUGCUGCUAUGAUUAGAACUAAAGGUGAAGCUGGUACUGGUGAUGUUUCAGAAGCUGUUAAACAUAUUAAAAAGAUAAAAUCUCAAAUUCAAUAUGCCAUUAAUGAUUUAAAAACCGAUGCUCAACUUGAAUCAUUUGCUAAAGAAUUAAGAAUCCCUGUUUCAUUAUUAAAACAAGUUAUUGAAUUGAAAAAAUUACCCGUUGUCAAUUUCGCAGCUGGUGGUGUUGCAACUCCAGCUGAUGCAGCUUUAUUAAUGCAAUUAGGUUGUGAUGGUGUAUUUGUUGGUUCUGGUAUUUUUAAAUCUAAAAAUCCUGAAAAAUUAGCUAAAGCCAUUGUUAAUGCAACUACCAAUUUUGAAGAUCCACUUAAAAUCUUAGAAUAUUCAACUGAUUUAGGUGAAUUGAUGGCUGGUGUAAGUAUUGAAUCUAUUAAGAAAAAUGGUAAUUAA
Scheffersomyces coipomensis is the source of this 864-nucleotide messenger RNA. It is a transcript of the gene SNZ1, whose product is annotated as pyridoxine biosynthesis protein. Gene Ontology annotation, molecular function: amine-lyase activity. Gene Ontology annotation, biological process: pyridoxal 5'-phosphate biosynthetic process; amino acid metabolic process; pyridoxine biosynthetic process. The transcript has a single exon. The record is from RefSeq and is a predicted model, not a curated record. Bases 1 to 864 code for a protein of 287 amino acids. NCBI's taxonomy places the organism in Eukaryota, Fungi, Ascomycota, Pichiomycetes, Serinales, Debaryomycetaceae.